AUGCUGUCAACAUGUAAGAUGGCGACCCAUCACAGACAGAAUGCUGCUGGGCGGAGGAAAGUCCAGGUGUCAUACGUCAUUCGAGAUGAGGUGGAGAAGUAUAACCGUAACGGGGUGAACGCUCUGCAGCUGGACCCAGCCUUGAACCGUCUCUUCACCGCAGGUCGAGACUCCAUCAUCAGAAUAUGGAGCGUCAACCAGCACAAGCAGGACCCGUAUAUAGCGUCAAUGGAGCAUCAUACGGACUGGGUGAAUGACAUUGUCCUCUGCUGCAAUGGAAAAACACUGAUUUCAGCUUCAUCAGACACGACGGUCAAGGUCUGGAAUGCGCAUAAGGGGUUUUGCAUGUCUACGCUGAGAACACACAAGGACUAUGUUAAAGCCUUGGCGUAUGCUAAAGACAAAGAGCUGGUGGCGUCUGCAGGUCUGGACAGACAGAUUUUUCUCUGGGACGUCAACACACUCACAGCACUGACAGCCUCCAAUAAUACUGUCACCACAUCUUCACUCAGUGGGAAUAAGGACUCAAUUUACAGUUUGGCUAUGAAUCAGAUGGGCACAGUCAUUGUGUCAGGAUCCACAGAAAAGGUUCUGAGAGUUUGGGACCCACGGACCUGUGCCAAAUUAAUGAAGCUAAAAGGACACACGGACAAUGUCAAAUCAUUACUCUUAAAUAGAGAUGGCACCCAGUGUCUGUCAGGCAGCUCGGACGGAACCAUCCGACUGUGGUCGCUAGGCCAGCAGAGGUGCAUAGCGACGUAUCGCGUGCACGAUGAGGGUGUUUGGGCCCUGCAGGUCAACGAGGCAUUCACACACGUCUACUCUGGAGGUCGUGACCGUAAGGUCUACUGCACGGACCUGCGGAACCCGGACAUCCGGGUGCUGAUCUGUGAGGAAAAGGCUCCUGUUCUGAAGAUGGAGCUGGACAGGUCAGCAGACCCUCCGUCAGCCAUCUGGGUCUCAACCACAAAGUCAACUGUCAACAAAUGGUCUCUGAAGGGGAUUCAUAACUUCCGAGCGUCUGGUGAUUAUGACAAUGACUGCAGCACUCCCCUGUCCCCUCUGUGCACACAGCCAGAGCAGGUCAUCAAAGGUGGAGCUAGUAUAAUCCAGUGCCACAUUCUUAAUGACAAGAGGCAUAUAUUGACCAAAGACACCAACAACAACGUAGCCUACUGGGACGUGCUGAAGGCGUGUAAAGUGGAGGACUUAGGAAAGGUAGAAUUAGAUGAGGAGAUCAAGAAACGCUUCAAGAUGGUUUAUGUGCCAAACUGGUUUUCAGUGGAUCUCAAAACUGGGAUGCUGACUAUUACUCUUGAUGAGAGCGACUGCUUUGCUGCCUGGGUGUCGGCCAAGGAUGCUGGAUUCACCAGUCCAGAUGGAUCAGACCCAAAGUUGAAUCUGGGCGGACUCUUGCUUCAGGCCCUGCUGGAGUAUUGGCCCAGGACACACAUUAACCCCAUGGAUGAGGAGACAGAACUGAACCACAUGAAUGGAGAGCACGAGAGCCGGAUACAGAAAGGAAACGGUUAUUUCCAGGUGCCGCCACACACUCCCGUCAUUUUUGGUGAGGCAGGAGGAAGGACACUGUUUAGGCUGCUGUGUCGAGACUCUGGGGGCGAGACUGAAUCCAUGUUGCUGAAUGAGACUGUUCCACAGUGGGUGAUUGACAUCACCGUGGAUAAAAACAUGCCCAAAUUCAACAAAAUCCCCUUCUACCUCCAGCCCCACUCGUCCUCUGGUGCAAAGACAUUAAAGAAGGAUCGGCUGUCAGCCAGUGACAUGCUGCAGGUGAGGAAGGUGAUGGAGCACGUGUAUGAGAAGAUCAUUAACUUAGACAGCGAGUCUCAGACGGGCGGCUCGGCUGGAGAGAAGCCCAGCGAGCAGAAAGAGGAUGAGGACAUGGCUGUACUCGCCGAAGAGAAGAUUGAGCUGCUGUGUCAGGACCAGGUUCUGGACCCUAACAUGGACCUGCGGACGGUGAAGCAUUUUAUAUGGAAGAGUGGAGGGGAUCUGACGCUCCACUACCGUCAGAAGUCCACGUGAAGGAGAGACAUCAGUUACUGGUCUCCCCACCCCCGCCCCGACAUCCACUUUUCUCUGUAACUGUCCACUUUACAUCUCUCCUGAGGGUGCCUGCCUGGACCUCCAAAACCCGCCAAAUUUCUCGUGUGUUACUGCUUUCAGGAGCACGACAUUUGUUCAGAUGCACGCUCAUCUGCACAACAGGUCCGUCUCAACACCAGGUCCACACAGCCUGCUACCCAACUAUUUCUGAAUUUAAUAAAACUAGUCACUCGAAUCUCAUCUGACAGGACAUGGCGGGGGCGGGGAUUAAGAGGACAGUAAUAGAAAAAGGCAUUAUGAUAUAUAUAUGGCGAGAGCGGACAAGAAACA
Chanos chanos (milkfish) is the source of this 2397-nucleotide messenger RNA. It is a transcript of the gene wdr48a, whose product is annotated as WD repeat domain 48a. The transcript has 19 exons. Gene Ontology annotation, molecular function: ubiquitin binding. NCBI's taxonomy places the organism in Eukaryota, Metazoa, Chordata, Actinopteri, Gonorynchiformes, Chanidae. Gene Ontology annotation, biological process: double-strand break repair via homologous recombination. The record is from RefSeq and is a predicted model, not a curated record. Bases 1 to 2046 code for a protein of 681 amino acids.